GGGGAAGCCCUUUCUCAAGAAUACUGUGAGUGUACCAGAAACCAUCAGAAAAGCAUGAUUCGUAUCGCCAUCUCGUGUUCUUGAGCUUAGGGGGAAGAUAUGUUAAUUCAACCGACAUUCGUAGCUGUUACAAGCAGGAAGCUGACAGCCCUCUUCUGGAUAGGGUGCACUGUGGAUCCAGUGUUGGUUGUAGUGACGAGUGCCUUUCAAUAGCGGUUGGAUCAUCUCAAGAUGCUGCACGAUUGACAAAAGUUCCUAUCUACGCUGGAUUCAGAUGCUGCAGAUUUUUGCUUGAAGCACUCAUUGUCCAUGGUUGUCCCAACCCUCUGGGUUUCAAAGGCAAGGUCCACCGAGGUCAAACGGUUCAUCUCGCGAUUUGGACGACACGGAAAGCGCUUUGCGGCUCCAUGGAGCCGUUGCUGGAGGAGCCGCAGCCCUGGACCUGGGCGAUCGAUCGCUACUUCAGCAUCUCAUUGCGUGGCUCCACGAUCGCCACGGAGCUGCGGGCAGGAACCACUGCAUUCUUGGCGACUGCCAACAACUUCGUGGUGAAUGCACACAUUAUGUCCCAUGCAGGCCUCCACCCUGAGACCUCCUUGGUGAGUGGCGCCUUUGCUGCGGGCGUCACCUGUAUCUUGUGCGGCAUGCUGAGCAACCUCCCGUUGGGAUUGGUUCCAUCUGUGGGUCCAAAUGUCUACAUCGCUUACAGCUUGGUGGGGCCACGCUUGUUUUCCACCCAGCAGGCCUUGGCCAUUUCCGCCACAUCUGGCGUUUGCUUGGUUCUGCUGUCGUUAACGCCUUUGCUUCGCAUUGUUCUGGGGCUCAUGCCCUUGAGCAUCAAGUACGGCCUGUUGGUCGGUACCGGUCUUCUCACUGCCUUCAUUGGCCUCAAAUCCAUUGGUGUCGUGACGGCGGGGGAGGACAUCGUUGCAUUGGGUGAUUUGAACAGCACAGCCUUUGUGAUCUCCGCCGCCUCUUUAGUCUUCACGGCUUCGCUCCUGUACAAUGCGGUCACGGGAGCAGUCUUGCUCGGCAUGCUAUCUUCCACCCUGAUUGCUUGGAUCUACUUGGAUGAUUGGCCAACCAAGAUCUUCGCACUGCAAGGGCUCAGCUUUUCCAUGCCGAACUUCGAUGCUCUUAGCCAACAGCAGGCUUUCUCCGAGAUCGCGUCCUUGAUGCUCAUGUUACUCUUCUCCCUCAGUGGGGCCAUAAUUGGAACCGCCAAGAUGGCGGGGCUGCUGCAAGAAGAUGGUGGCGUCCGAGGGAGCACCGCAGUCUACAUGUCCAGUGGACUGGGAACCCUACUGGCAGCCUUCCUUGGCACCUCUCCGAUCUUCGUGAGCAUGUCCGCCGCCGCGGGUGUGCGCGAUGGAGGAAGGACCGGAUUGGUGUCCUUGGUGAUUGGUGUCUAUUCCCUGCUGACAGCUUUCGUCCUCUCACCACUGGCAUCUGCCAUUCCCGAAUGUGCAAUUGCACCCGUGCUAGUGCUGGUGGGUGUUUCGAUGACUGGGGAGGCAAGGGAGAUCCAAUGGUGGAACAUGCUGGAUGCACUACCAGCCUUUCUCUGUGCAGUCUUCCAGCCCUUCACGUAUAGCGUCUCCAAUGGGAUCUACGCAGGUGUCGCCAUGUCCUUCAUCCUCUUCUUUACAACUGGAAGUUUCCUGGCGUACAUUCCCUCCUUCCAGAAGACAGAGCCCCGCGGGCUGGUGGAGGAAGUGAGCGCCAUGAUCGAACAUUCCCCGCAGCAACGUUACUCGAGUCCCAAAGUGGUCCCAGAAGAGGAGGACUCGGAUGUUGCACCAGUAAGGCAAGGGCUCAUUCACCUUGGCCUGUCUGGCAAGCAAGAGGCAGGGCUGAGGACAGCUGGGAAGCGGACGAGAGCAGACGAAUGACGUUUGUCGACCAGGUUUAGUGCAGCAGGCAUAGGAGAGUAUGAAGUUUUCAUGUUUUGCCAAGUGGUUUGGGUGUAUUAUCCCGGUUUUUGAUGGUUUUUGACCACUUUUGCUUGAUGGGGCCACUCUCCUUGAACAAACAAAUAGCAUCAAAUAACUGCUAUAGCUGUUCCAUGUAGCCCUGCUUUCCUCAGUUUGACGUGCGACAGGGGAUGAUGUUUGUUGUUGGUUGGCCAACAAGGAUUCCAAAUUAAAAGUGGGGGCUGCCAAGCAUUUGUGACCCGUCCAAAGUCUCGGGGAAGCACACGGGAGUCCAAGAUCCACGUGACCCAUGGGCAUUGAUUAGAGGAACGCUGUUCAUGACGGCCAUCAUCUGAGCAUUCACUUUUAUUUGGUGUUGACUAACGUAGUCUACGACAUGCUUUAUGUGUUAGUCCAACAGUAUUCUUUGGUGAAUGAGAUAGGGCCCACACGUGAAUGAAAUAUGUUUUUUUGAUGACACUAAAAUUGUCUGAACGAG
Molecule: messenger RNA, 2412 nt
Organism: Durusdinium trenchii
Lineage: Eukaryota; Dinophyceae; Suessiales; Symbiodiniaceae
Source: the annotation of a GenBank genome assembly